This is a messenger RNA of Paramecium pentaurelia, 915 nucleotides long. The record is from the annotation of a GenBank genome assembly. NCBI's taxonomy places the organism in Eukaryota, Ciliophora, Oligohymenophorea, Peniculida, Parameciidae.
AUGAGUUAAAACAAUAUAUAAACAAGUCUGGCAAUUUCAAAAGGUAAUUUUGCUUUUUGUUUGUCAAAUGAUGAAAAACUAUUAAUCAUUAUCUAAAAUGAUCGAUUAAUUUCCUAUGAAUUAUCCACAGGCAAAUAAAACAUUAUAACUCUAUUUGAUGAAAUUAACUUAAAUCAUACUAAGAUUUGUAUAUCAUCAGAUAAUUCUAUCUGUUGUGCAAGUGCAUAAGCUACAAUAAACGGUCAGCUCAGUUUUAUUUUACUUAAAUUCGAUUUAUAAAAAAAAUUAUUAUCUGAAACUUAUUUAAAUUAUCAUUUAAUGUAAGUAGAACUAUUAGAAUUUAUACCUAAUUCUUAAAUAUUGAUUAGCUUAAGUAUUGAUGCCACCAUUAAACUAUUUGAUUUUGCCUAUUAAAAACCAAGGACUAUAUUAACAAGAUGUUAGUAAAGACCCGUUUAUUGUAGAUUAAUAUAAAAUUAGAACAGACUCAUUAUAAUUGAUAAUUUAAGUAAUAUAAAAUUACUUGAUGCUAAAAAUGAAAGAUUGAUAAAAAGUUUCAAAUUAAAACAAGGAAAUUGUCAUAAGGCCAUAGCUGAUGAGAAUGGUAUAAUAGCUUUAUUAGGAAAAUCAAAAAAAUGUUAUUUGUAUAAUUUACCAAAAUAAAAGAUUAUUAGAAAGUAUUAGAUUACUGGUAGUUUUAAUUUGUUUAAAGUUCUUACUGAUUAUAUAAUUUUUUAAGAUAAUGACUUGAUUAUGCUAAUCAAUAUAGCCACUUGUUAAUAAAAGUCUAUAACGUUAAAAGACAUUUAAAAUAUAAAUAACAUGAUUUUUUAAUAAAAUUUGGAUAAAUUAAUCUUAAGUGAUUGGGAAUAGAUACAUAUAUUUGAAAAUAUAUUAUAUUUUUAGGAAUAAUGA